Molecule: messenger RNA, 4302 nt
Organism: Eimeria necatrix
Lineage: Eukaryota; Apicomplexa; Conoidasida; Eucoccidiorida; Eimeriidae
Product: kinesin motor domain-containing protein, putative
Exons: 12
Coding region: 1-4302 (1433 amino acids)
Biological process (GO): microtubule-based movement
Molecular function (GO): microtubule motor activity; ATP binding; microtubule binding
Source: RefSeq, a predicted model, not a curated record
AUGGAGACAGGGGACUCGGGGCGUCUUGCUGUCUCUUUCUUUUUUCGCCUCCGGUGGCUGCCGCCGGUCCCGCUGCAGCAGCUGCAGCAGCUGCAGCAGCUGCCGCAGCUGCAGCAGCUGCAGCAGCCGCAGCAGUUGCGGCAGCUGCAGCAGCUCCCGGCGUUUCCUGGGGUGUACUCGCUCCAGCAGCAGCAGCAGCAGCAGCAGCAGCAGCAGGGGCCCCCGACUUGGGGCGUCUGUACACACUCUUCUGCCCGGCAGCGGGGGCUGCGAGACUUCCUUUGGAAGUCCCCGGGGGCCCCGGGGGGCCCCCUGCCCCGCAUUGCUGUGGUGGUAAGAAAGAGGCCCCUGAGUGCCCUGGAGGAAAUGAGGAAUGACAUAGACCUUGUGAGAGUGAAGGGGGGCCAGACAGUUGUGUUGGAGGAGCCCAGCAGCAUAAAACCAAAGAAAAGCAGCAGCCGAUAUGCUACAGCCGCCCAUGAGCUGCUGCUGCAGCAUGAGCUGCAGCAGCAACUGCAGCACCUGCAGCAGCACCUGCAGCAGCACCUGCAGCAGCACCUGCAGCAGCACCUGCAGCAGCACCAGCACGAGCACCAGCAGCACCAGCACCUGCAGCAGCACCAGCACGACCAGCAGCAGCAGCAGCACCAGCACCAGCACCUGCAGCAGCACCAGCACGACCAGCAGCAGCAGCAGCAGCACCAGCACCACCACCAGCAGCAGCAGCACCAGCACCUGCAGCAGCACCAGCACGAGCACCAGCAGCACCAGCACCAGCACCUGCAGCAGCACCAGCACGACCAGCAGCAGCAGCAGCAGCAGCAGCAGCACGAACACCAGCACCAGCACGACCAGCAGCAGCAGCAGCAGCAGCAGCAGCAGCAGCAGCAGCAGCAGCAGCAGCGGGUGUGUCUGCAGGGAAAAGGCGCGAACUCUGUGAACGACGAGUCCUCGCGGUCGCACGCAGUGCUGCAAAUUCACCUGCGGAACAAACAAGGAAAAGUGGCAGGGCGGCUGGUGUUCAUCGACCUGGCGGGGAGCGAGCGGGGCGCGGACACGCUGCAGCAGCCGCGGCAGACGCAGCAAGACGGGGCGGGGAUCAACCGCUCUUUGCUGGCGCUGAAGGAAUGCAUUCGAGCCAUGGACAAGGAGCAGCUGCACAUUCCUUUUCGGGACUCGGAGUUGACCAAAGUGCUGCGCGAAGUCUUCCUCGGCCGCAGCAGCAGAAGCAUCAUGAUAGCCACCAUCUCCCCCGCGUCUUCGUGCUGCGAGCAGACGCUCAACACGCUGCGCUACGCCUCCAGGGUGAAGAACUUCCGGCAGCAGCAGCAGCUGCUGCCGGCCGCCGACCCGCUGCUGCUGCAGCAGCAGCAGCAGCAGCAGCAGCAGCAGCAGCAGCACGACAACGCGCACUCCCCCCCAAGCCCGCUCGCAGCUUCACUCACAGACGAAGCUUCCGCCGAAUUCAGAAGCUGCGGGGGCCUCAGCUCUUCAGAAACUUCUCCCCGGCUGCCCCCCCCCACCCCCCUGGGGCCCUAUGGGGGCCCCCGGAGGGGCCCCCGCUCCUCCACUUUGGGUUCUCCUUUGCUGGCCUCUUCCGUCUUCUUCCCCGCAGCUCCCGGCAGCAGCAGCAGCAGCAGCAGCAGCAGCAGCAGCAGGCCCAUCCGCAGCGCCGGGGUCACCCGCAAGACCGUCUUCGGCAGCGCCUUCGUUGGCCGCGGCCGAACAGCAGCAGCAGCAGCAGCAGCAGCAGCAGCAGACUCCGGGGGAACCGCACUGGGCCCCGGCAGCCCUCGGCGCCUGCAAGACUCCUCAGCGACGGGCGAAGCCAGGGGCGGGCUGCCCCCCCCCUCCCCGCUGGGGUCUUUUCGCCAAAACUUUCAAGGGCCUCGAACUCUGAGAAGAAUUGCUCGAGAGUCUUUGAUGUCUCCGCGGCAGCAGCAGCAGCAGCAGCAGCAGCGGGGUUCUCGGUCUUCAGCCUGCGGCUCGCCGCUGUCUGCUGCUGCUGCGGACGCUGCAGCGGCUGCGGACGCUGCAGCAGCAGCAGCAGCAGCAGCGGUGAGAGACGAGCUGUCGCCGGCCGCCAGAGAGCAGCAGCAACGCGCCGGAAGCGGCCAGGCCGGCGCUCGCAAGGCAGCAGCAGCAGCAGCAGCAGCAGCAGCAAGAAGGACGCAAUUCAAGUAUGAGGCUGCUGCAGAGGGAGCCACCAACCGCGUCGCGCUGCGCGGCAAACAGCAGCAGCAGCAGCAGCAGCAGCAGCAGGAACAGCAGCAGAAACAGACGCCCAGCGAGAAGAAACCCAGCGCCAGCUCCGCAGCCACCAACUCUGCCUUGCGGAAGUCUUGGCUGCAGAAGCAGCAGCAGCAGCAGCGCAGCAAACGGGGACUCCUGGGCGAUGACGGGGAGACAAUUAUUUUCAUGAAGGAGCCAACAGGAACAGCAGCAGCAGCAGCAGCAGCAAAUGCUGCAGCUGCUGCUCCUGCCCCUCAAGACUCGCCGCUGGAUUUCCGCAAGAUGGCUGUAGAUGCAGAUGCAGCAGUGAACUGCCCCCAGAGUGAGCGGCUACAGCAGCAGCAGCAGCAACAGCAGCAGCAGCAACAGCAGCAGCAGCAACAGCAGCAACAGCAGCAACAGAUGCUGCUGCAAGACGAGCAGACGACUGCAGCAGCAGCAGCACAACUGCCUCCCCUCCUAAACGAGCUGCGAGUCCGGCGAAUGAGCGGUUCCCCUUCUUCUCUGUACAGCAACGGCGGCCUCAGCAGCAGCAGCAGCAGCAGCAGCAACAGCAGCAGCAGGCUGCGUUACAAAGCGGGAAGCUGCAGCAGUGUGGAAACGGACCCCACGAAGUGUCUGCUGCAGCAGCUGCUGCCCUCUCCCGAGCAGCAAGCUGCUGCUGACGGCCCCUGCAGCAGCUCUGCUGCUGCAGCAGCAACUCCAUUUGAUAUAUCUCGUUUGCUGCGGCAAAACCUGCAGGGCGCAGACCUGAACUCCCUCAGCGCAGCAGAGUUGGAGGGUCUGCAGGCCCAAGUCAGCGGCCGCAGGCAGCACUACAUGAAGCGGCUGCUGGAGCUGCUGCGAGGCAGAGCUGCGGAAGGCAGUGGGGCCCAGGGGCACCAUGAGAGGCAGCAGGACGAGCUGGUGUGCCGGCUGCAUGAGGGCAAUCCUUGCAGCCCCGAGUUCGCAGAAUACGCGAGACAAAAAAUGGAGCUUGAGUUCAAGCGGCUGCUGCGCAUGCGGCACUGCUGGCUGCAAGCUGAAGAGCUCCGUCUGCUGCUGCGCUAUCUCGAAGCUGCUGCGCAGCGAAGGGAAGAAGGGCCAGGCGGCGGAGGCCCUGAAGGGGGAGACAGCCACUUGGGCUCUCGCGGGCUACAGAUUCGAGAGGGUGCGCCGAGUUCAAGUGUACAUACACUUGGAGCUGCUGAGGUAGCAGCAGCUCCCGUUGCAGAGCCAGCAGCAGCAGCAGCUCCCGCUGCUGCUGCUGCUGCUGCAGCAGCCACCGCGUCCAAUACGGGCGAGCGCCGGCUGUCAGAAUGGCUGGCUCAAGCUGCUGCAGCAGCACGCACACCCCGCUGGCUGUCCAGUAUGUCUUCGUGCCCUAGUUUUGCUGCUGCUGCUGCUGCUCUGGGGGCCCCCCCGGCCGCCCCAGUAGAGCUUGAGGAGGCGAGGGGGCCCCCGGGGGCCCCCUGCAAGGGGGAGGGGCCCCCGGGGGCCCCCUCUAAGCUCUCGUCGCCUACGUCGAGCGUGAGGGGCAAGAGGCCCCCCCCUUCAGGUGUAGAGACACCGCAGGGGGCCCCUGUGGGGUGGCUGGGUCUUUCCCCGCUGCACUGUUGGGGCCCCCAGGGGCCCCUGCAGCUGGAGGGGGGGGCCCCCCGGGGGCCCCCCGGAGAGGGCAUUGGGGGCCCCCUGGCUGCAGCAGCCUGCAGCGGGACGCUGUCCCGUGCUGCUGCUGCUGCUGCUGCGGGAACAGCAGCAGCAGCAGCAGCAGCAGCAACAUGCGCAUCAUCUUUGCUGUGCGUACCCCUUGCAGACCCUACGCCGCAGCAGCCGCUGCAACGCCCACUGCUGCCAGACCAAGCCUUAGCAAGAACAGCAGCAGCAGCAGCAGCAGCAGCAGCAGCAGCAGCAAAUAUGGACCAGACCUCCGAGGAGCGGACUCGACCUGCCGGGCUCCACAGCGAGACGCGCCUCAAACAGCAGCAGCAGCAGCAGCAGCAGCAGCAGCAGCAGGGGGAGCAGCGCCUUUCAGGGCUGCAGCUGCACGACUCGGAGUGCUUUAUGGACAUUGACGCUGCAGCAAGCUGA